UUGGCUCGUAGUCGCGUCAAUCCCGCUGCGCGACUUCUGUAGGCUGGCAGGCUUCCUUCAAUUUUAUUUCUGGGGGAGCAGGGUAAAAGUACAAAAAAAAAAAAAUGUUGCCGAUACACAACACAGAGACGGACUGAAUGGAGGCACUGCUGUCAGCGAGGGGAGAUAAUAAAUCCGUCUGCGGUCAACUGUGACACUGACCGGUAAGCACGAAUGCGAGAGCGGCUCGUCGAGUUCUCCGUAAACGUCCAGCCCUCAGCCUCCCCAUGCCUCCAUCUCCCCUUGACGACAGAAUUGUGGUGGCGCUGCCAAGGCCGAUCCGACCUCAGGAACUCCAACUGCGCCUAGACACCAGCUACCUGGACUCCAUCACCACCAGCAGCAGCAGCAACACCGUCAUCAGCACCACCGUGGUGAAGAUCCGGGCGACGGCCAAUCUUGUAACGUAUAUGCCCUCAUCCAAGGGCUCCACGCGCUCGUUGUCGUGUGGAUGCAGCAGUGCCAGCUGCUGCUCUGUGACUACCUAUGAGAAGGACAGCCAGAGCCUCAACCACAGCCAGGUGAGCGCCAGCAGCCCCAACCUCAGCUAUGCUGGCCCCCAAGCUCCUAUGGUGCAGAACCAUGAAACGUUAAGCGCCCCCAGUCUAACCCCGGGGACGCCAAAGUCCGCCGUGAGGGUCAUCCACCCCAAUGAGCUUGCCAAGCGGAUGACCUACUGUCCCAUGGGUCACCCCGUGGGGCCCGUGCCGGUCAUCAUUGACUGCCGGCCCUUCAUGGAGUACAAUAAGAGCCACAUCCGCGGGGCUGUGCACAUCAACUGCUCCGACAAGAUUAGCCGGCGGCGGCUGCAGCAGGGCAAGAUCACUGUGCUGGACCUCAUCUCCUGCCGCGAGGGCAAGGACUCCUUUAAGGGCAUCUUCUCCAAAGAGAUUGUGGUUUAUGAUGAGAACACCACGGACCCCAACCGGCUCACGCCCUCCCAGCCGCUGCACGUGGUCCUGGAAUCCCUGAGACGGGAGGGCAAGCACCCCAUCAUCCUCAAAGGAGGCCUUAGCUACUUCAGGCAGAACCACGGAAACCUGUGCGAGCACUCACUGCAUGUUCACGAGGGCUUGGACACGGGUGCAGCCGCCGGCCUGACGGGGCCGCUACCUCACGCCCUGCCCUCCACGCCGGACAUCGAGAACGCAGAGCUGACGCCGAUCCUGCCCUUCCUCUACUUGGGAAAUGAGCGCGACGCUCAGGACAGCCACCUGCUGCAGCGUCUGAACAUCGGCUACAUCCUAAAUGUGACCACCCACCUGCCGCUCUACCACUACGACACGGGUCUCUUCAUCUACAAGAGGCUGCCCGCCACCGACAGCAACAAGCAGAACCUGCGCCAGUACUUUGAGGAGGCAUUCGAAUUCAUCGAGGAAGCACACCAAGCAGGUAUGGGCCUUCUGAUCCACUGCCAGGCAGGCGUGUCUCGGUCGGCCACCAUCGUGAUCGCCUACCUGAUGAAGCACACCUGGAUGACCAUGACGGACGCCUACAAGUUUGUCAAGACCAGGAGGCCCAUCAUCUCCCCAAACCUCAACUUCAUGGGCCAGCUGCUGGAGUUUGAGGAGGACCUCAACAAUGGAAUAACGCCACGAAUCCUCACGCCAAAGCUGAUUGGUGUAGAAACGGUAGUUUAAACAAACCCUCGACCCAACGCUCCUGCUUGGACUCAGUGUUUCUGUUUUUGAACACACUGGCUGCACUAUGAGCCUGUUUGAUUGUAAAAGGUCGAGAAAUACGCUGAUUUUUCUUUCUUUUUUUUUUUUUUUUUUUGAUCUUCUGGUCCUCAUCUUGGACUCUCUUGAGUGCCAACGCUCUGGGUCACAGUGGUGGAGAGAAAUGCCAAAAAUCCCUAAUGCCUGGACCUGGCUGAAGUCCCGGAGUAGACGAAGUGUCAGUUUGGAGAGGUUAUCUGUUUGUGAACGCAGAGCAGCGAACUCGAGGGAGGAGAAAAAUCGAUUUGGAAAUGACUGUGGUUUCUGAGGUUGUGGGCAGUUACUGACAGGAAGGACAAAGCUCACACAGUGGCACAGUGCUUGUAGACUCAGGCAUGGUUGGCCACGGUAGUGCCUGUCUAAAUAAAAAAAAAUAAAGAAAAACAAUAAAACAGACAAAAAACAAAAAGAUGAAGACUUGUUUGGUGUGUUUAAUGUUAUUGUUCUAUUUUUAUACAGGGGUUUAAGCGGAUGACCAUGACAAGCCCACAGUGGCUUACUGUGCAAUAAUUUCAGAGUGGAGUGCAACUGAGACAUUGAUCUUAUAUAUGUAUAUAUCGGUAAUAAUUACAAAACAUUUCCAGCUCCUUGCUGAAGAACCAUUUUAAUGUUGGUGUAAUUACUGUUGUUCAGCUCAAUAUGUUUAUGAUGCAUAUGGUCAUGCUGUGAUAUUUGGCGCUGAUUUGUGUGAGAAUCUAAAAAAAAAAAAAGAAGAAGAAGAAAAUUUGGGAUUUCACUCUGAGUGCAGCUUAAGGGGUUUCGUCUGUUGUGCAUUCGCUUCAGCAUUUCAGUUCUGCCAUUCCUGUAUCCACGUAUAUUUUUAGCAAUACACAUAUUGCCAGGCAGCCAUAAGAGCUCUUUUAUGCAUGGCUGCAAGCGGAAGAAAGAUCACUUUGAAAUAUUCGGUGAAUAUUGUAAAACAGGGCUACUGGUGAUGUUUAAUGUAACACAACAGAGGACUUUCACUGCCUGCUUCUGUCUCCUCGGUUUGUUCUCGCUCCACUUCACCCAUUAGCCGGCUCUGUUGUACUGUACUUUACUAUGUUACCGUCUCCAUCCACAUACGUCCGAUCUUCUUACCAGUGUCCCACAUUCUGAGCUAUGUUUUAAUGUUUAAAAGUAGCAGAGGCGUAAUCUAAACUUAUAGGUCAGUUCAGUGUGUUACGGUGGUGGUAGUCGAGCAGCGUGACCCUCCUCCUUCUUUCCACACAACUCCAGCUCGCUGACACCAAGAUACAGUUAAGGGGGACUCUUCUGCCUUGCUAAAGUAGGCAAGCGCUGCUGUCACGUGCUGCUCCAGUGCCUCUAUCAAUGCCUUAAUUCAUACAUCUAUGUUGGGCCUGUGCAUGGCACAGCAUCACGUGCAGACAAAUAUAAAUCACAGGCAGGAUUUCGUUUUAACGCCCUGACAAAAUCUAUCCUCUUUAUCCGAUGAAUUUAAUUUAUAGAUUACAACUACUUUCCCUUAUGAAAAGGCACAAUCUAGAAACUGUGCAUUUCAAACAUGUUUAAGAGGCUUCAGGUAAAAAAAUAAAAAAGGUUUUGCAAUUUUGAUUUAGAGGUGAAAGAGAAGCUGAGCAUCACUGUAAAAGUCUUUAAAUCAAGUUGGCACUAAAUGGUGCUAAAUGUUCUUUAUUUAGUGUGUGUCAGUAUCCUCACCUCUGAUCCAGGUUACAACAGAUACACGCAGACAAGUAUGAAAAGGAAAGGUUGAAGAGGCGUCCUUUCAUAUAUUCAAGGAUCCGAAUGAUUGCGAUUUGAGUGAGUGAAAAAUUUAAGAUGAACUGGUUGAAGCAAUGUAUGUGUACAAAGAAAAAAAUCCCGUCUGUGAGAGGCUAAUGUUGGCUAACCAAAUGGGCCAGGCUUUUUACUGUUUAAGUUUUAAAGGUGUAGAUUUUGCAUUAUUGGUAUGCUGAUUCUCGAUCAUGCAUGUUAGUUUUUACAGAUUUGAUUGCCACAGUUUCAGUGAUACAAGGGUAAACUUAACUCUGUGUUUUAAGGAUUUUCAUGCCGGCGUAAACAGCAGAACACACUCUCUAAAGACUUAUGAAGACUGUAUGGACAAAAAAAAAAAACCAACAACAAUUUUUUCAAAUGAAUAAAAAUGUCCUUGUUAAAGCCCGAAAACCAUAUGUCCUUGAUCCGUGUGGUUUUAAUUUAAUAAUCCCAAGGGCUGUUAAAGUUUUCUCAACACAGAAAAGAGUGUGUAGUCUUUAAACUGAACUCAAAACGCAAGGUUCAGACCAAAAAUAAUCAAGUAGUGU
Messenger RNA from Cololabis saira (Pacific saury), 4021 nucleotides. It is a transcript of the gene dusp10, whose product is annotated as dual specificity phosphatase 10. The transcript is spliced from 4 exons. The record is from RefSeq and is a predicted model, not a curated record. The coding region runs from base 267 to 1679 and encodes 470 amino acids. Gene Ontology annotation, molecular function: protein tyrosine/threonine phosphatase activity; MAP kinase tyrosine/serine/threonine phosphatase activity. Gene Ontology annotation, cellular component: cytosol; cytoplasm. NCBI's taxonomy places the organism in Eukaryota, Metazoa, Chordata, Actinopteri, Beloniformes, Belonidae. Gene Ontology annotation, biological process: protein dephosphorylation; negative regulation of JUN kinase activity.